Messenger RNA from Didymella exigua CBS 183.55, 874 nucleotides. RefSeq names its product DUF1903-domain-containing protein. The record is from RefSeq and is a predicted model, not a curated record. NCBI's taxonomy places the organism in Eukaryota, Fungi, Ascomycota, Dothideomycetes, Pleosporales, Didymellaceae. Gene Ontology annotation, cellular component: mitochondrial intermembrane space. The transcript is spliced from 5 exons. The coding region runs from base 247 to 489 and encodes 80 amino acids.
GAGUACUGGGAGGCGCAAGCUGCUGUCGCGAAGAAGUGAGGUGCGCUGCGACCGGUGGGGCUCUUUACCUACUUAUGCGCUAGCAGCCUGACCAACCGAGUGAGCCCUCACCUUCACUCCCAGCAUUGCUUGCAGCGACCAAUUGAUAUCGCAUCAAUCACGUUUCUGAUUGCGAGUUACCGAGUUUCUAUUUGGUACAAUAGUAGGAGCUGAAAUCUUCUCGCGCACACGACAGAGCACUCAAUCAUGGGCGAAGUCGAGAAAGACCUGAAGCAAGAUCCACCAUGCCACUCGCGAGCUUGUGCGAUUCAAAACUGCAUACAAAAGAAUAACUUCGACGAAGGCAAAUGUCGAAAGGAGGUCGAUGCUCUGUAUGAGUGUUGCAAUGCCUUCUACAAAGAGCGGGGAGACGACGCAAGAUGCGUGACAUGCCCUAAACCAGAUUUAUUGAGAAUCAAAAUGAAGCAACGAGCUCAGGGCAUAUCAUAGCCUCUCAAGAGCGGGUUUUAUCACAACACGCCACGAUAAGCUGAUGAACCAGCGUCACAUUAUGUACAACCGCUAUGAUGCAAUUGUACCGAAAUGUACGAAUAAGUGUUGUUAAGCGACAAUCAUUGUCCGGUGCUCUUUGGAUAUCCAUCCAGCGAAUCUACUCUGUUAUAUCGAGAACGCAAGAGCACUUCAGCGCCAGAUUGCCAGGCCUCCAAGUUUCAAAGAAAUCGGUGACGAUCACGAUGAUCAUUGUGUGUGAACACGUGGUGAAUACCGGCGAGAAUGAGAACAGCCGGAUAGAAGUCAGGUCAACGGGAGGUAGACAGUACUGAUUUGCGACUCUUUCGCAGUCCGAAGAAUCCUCUGAUGUCGUCAAAAGGUC